Nematolebias whitei (Rio pearlfish) is the source of this 2203-nucleotide messenger RNA. RefSeq names its product solute carrier family 34 member 2a (gene slc34a2a). Gene Ontology annotation, cellular component: brush border; apical plasma membrane; vesicle. The coding region runs from base 32 to 1999 and encodes 655 amino acids. NCBI's taxonomy places the organism in Eukaryota, Metazoa, Chordata, Actinopteri, Cyprinodontiformes, Rivulidae. The transcript is spliced from 13 exons. The record is from RefSeq and is a predicted model, not a curated record. Gene Ontology annotation, biological process: intracellular phosphate ion homeostasis; sodium-dependent phosphate transport. Gene Ontology annotation, molecular function: sodium:phosphate symporter activity.
GAAGCUCAGGUGAGCUCUGCGCCAAGGAAGGAUGAACUCACUCCACCAGCCUGAGCCGAAUGUCGCUCAGGAUAAAAGUAAAGAAGACCAGGAUGAGGAAAGUGGGGAUAAAUACAAAGAUGUCAAGACAAGUCCUACACAUUCCACCAUGGCCUUGGCUGAGGAGGAUUCAGAGGAGCCAGACCCCUGGGAUCUGCCAGAGCUGCAGGACACAGGUGUCCCGUGGUCAGCUCUGGAUACCAAGGGGAAGGUGCUGAGAGUGCUGGUGUCAGUCAUAAAGUUUAUACUGCUGCUGGGCCUCCUCUACAUGUUCAUCUGUUCCCUCGACAUCCUCAGUUCAGCUUUUCAACUCGUUGGAGGUAAAACGGCAGGUAACAUCUUCCAAGACAGCUCCAUUUUGUCCAAUCCGCUGGCUGGUUUGGUCAUCGGUGUUCUGGUUACUUUGCUGGUCCAAAGCUCCUCCACCUCCUCAUCUAUAGUUGUCAGCAUGGUCUCCUCUGGAAUUUUAACAGUUCAGGUGGCUGUUCCCAUCAUCAUGGGCACCAACAUUGGCACCUCUGUGACAAACACGCUGGUCGCCAUGACGCAGGCUGGUGACCGCAGCACCUUUCGCAGAGCUUUUGCGGGGGCCACUGUCCACGACUUCUUUAACUGGCUGUCUGUACUGGUGCUGCUGCCUCUGGAAGUGGCCAGUGGUUAUUUGUACGUUCUCACUAAACUCAUCACGGACUCAUUUCAAAUCCAGAGUGGAGAGGCCCCAGACCUGUUAAACGUCAUCACUGACGUCCUCACAGAGUCCAUUAUACAGCUAGAUGAAUCUGUCAUUAGUGAAAUAGCCACUGGAAACCCAGAAGCCCAAAACAAGAGCCUCAUCAAGAAAUGGUGCCAAACCUACACCAACACAACAUUAAUGAACGUCACGGUUCCAGGUCCAGAGAACUGUACGUCUCCCUCCCUCUGCUGGUUCGAUGGCAACAGCACCAUCACGCUGAAGAACGUAUCUGAGACUUAUGACAUCAAGAAAUGUCAACACCUUUUUGUGGAUGUGAACCUGUCUGAUUUGGCAGUGGGGCUGAUCCUGCUGGCUCUGUCUUUGCUGGUUCUAUGUUCCUGUUUAAUUCUCAUUGUCAAGUUGCUCAACUCCAUGCUGAAGGGACAGGUUGCUGCAGUCAUCAAAAAGAUCCUCAACACCGAUUUCCCAUUUCCAUUUGGCUGGGUCACAGGUUACAUUGCCAUCUUAGUUGGUGCUGGAAUGACUUUUAUUGUGCAGAGCAGUUCAGUGUUCACAUCUGCCAUUACUCCACUCGUUGGUAUUGGUGUCAUCAGCAUAGAGAGGGCGUACCCACUGUCUUUGGGCUCAAAUAUUGGGACCACUACCACAGCUAUUCUGGCAGCCAUGGCGAGUCCUGGUGACACGUUGGCUGAUGCUCUACAGAUUGCUCUAGUCCACUUCCUGUUCAACAUCUCUGGCAUCAUUCUGUGGUAUCCCAUCCCCUUCACCCGCCUCCCCAUCAGGCUGGCUAAAAGUCUGGGGAACAUCACGGCCUCUUACCGCUGGUUUGCUGCUGUCUACAUCAUCAGCUGCUUCUUCUUCUUACCACUCUUAGUCUUCAGCCUGUCCCUGGCUGGUUGGCAGGUACUGGUGGGUGUUGGUGUUCCUCUACUAGUCGUGUUAAUCGUCAUCAUAGUGAUUAAUGUGCUGCAGAAACGAAAACCAGGGUGCCUGCCUGCAGCGCUGCGAACCUGGGACUUUCUGCCCCUGUGGGCCCAUUCCCUGGCUCCCUGGGAUAAAGUGGUCGAUGUUAUCGCCACCAAAUGCUGCUGCUGCUGCAAGUGCUGCCAAGUUGCACAUGAUCAAGAACAGGAAGCACAAGAGUGUGUGGAAAGUUCAAGAAAUGGACACAUAGCAGCGUAUGAUAACCCUGUGAUGAGCGCAGAAACAGAAGUAGAAAAUGAGAUGAAAAUUGAUCUAAACAGCCUUAAAAUGACCCCGCUUUGAGGUUUAUAUUUAUUAUGUGUGUGUUUGUGUCUGAAACAAAAUGUGGCACAAAAACUAACAAUUUUUUAAAUAUUUAUGUGGUGACUUCUUGUUUUUAUUGCAAUCUACCUGAAAAUAUUAGGAGAAACAAAAAGUUAUCUUUGUUUUUGUCAGCAGAUCCCAUUAAGAGACCAAAACCAACAAAAUGUCAGUCUGCCAGCACCA